AUGAUGCAGAGUGCUGAUACGUCUGUAGCAAAAUUGCAUAUAGGCAGUGUUGACUUAGAAGUUGACAGCCACAUCUGUCUUGGCCAAGAAGUAAAUAUGCCCCAAGAUUUUGAGGCACCGCGGCACAAAAUAAAAGCAUUUGGCUGGGAUAAUUCGGAAGUUGGCGAUCUGAGUGGAUGUCCCUUCAUCGCCGAUCGGCAUCAGUAUUCCAGAGCCUUAGUGGCAGGCGUUCGUUGUUCGAGAAACGAUGCUCUGCCGACGACGGGAAGGCGGGAAUUCGAUGUGACAUCAAACCACUGGUUUAGGCGCCGAUUAAUCAAGCAUGAGAAAAUAGGGACGUUUGAAUUUGAGGUAUUUCAAAAUACGGGAGUUUUGGAUGCAAAAAUUUCAUUGGGCGAACAACGAAAAGUGGUGCUUUUGCUCUGUCCGGAAUCCACUACACCAGUAAUGCAGGGGAACGCGUACAAGUGUGCAGCUCAAUAG
Molecule: messenger RNA, 483 nt
Organism: Gongylonema pulchrum
Lineage: Eukaryota; Metazoa; Nematoda; Chromadorea; Rhabditida; Gongylonematidae
Source: the annotation of a GenBank genome assembly